Molecule: messenger RNA, 2143 nt
Organism: Xiphias gladius (swordfish)
Lineage: Eukaryota; Metazoa; Chordata; Actinopteri; Istiophoriformes; Xiphiidae
Gene: ruvbl2
Product: RuvB-like AAA ATPase 2
Exons: 8
Coding region: 131-1849 (572 amino acids)
Biological process (GO): box C/D snoRNP assembly; chromatin remodeling; regulation of transcription by RNA polymerase II
Cellular component (GO): NuA4 histone acetyltransferase complex; Ino80 complex; R2TP complex
Molecular function (GO): ATP binding; ATP hydrolysis activity; DNA helicase activity
Source: RefSeq, a predicted model, not a curated record
GGUGCAGUGAGCAUGCUUUCUGCGGGGCGAGUGCAGGAGAACCCAAAUGGCUAUUUGAUCAAAGGAAAUGAGGACCCAUUUCACUGAGUCAUCUUCAUUCUAUUAGAGGGAACAGCACAGAGUUGUCUUCAUGUCAUCUGAUCAGGAUAGCUGCUACCUGUGUAAGGAAUACCUCAGGGAUUCUGUGUCCAUCCCAUGUGGCCACGUCUUCUGCUCCAUUUGCCUGAAAACAUACUGGGACCAUGCUGACCACACGGGUUCAUUCCUCUGCCCACAGUGCAGGGUCACCUACAACAAGAGGCCCACACCAAGACGCAUGGGAGGCUCCCGGCACUCCACCAUCCAACGUAACUCUGAAUCUUUUCCACCGCCGCCCCCGUCCCCUGACUACAACUAUGCAGGACCCCAGGAUGUAGGUUGUGACAUCUGCAUUGGCAAGAAGCACAAAGCCAUCAAGACCUGCCUGAUGUGUCUGGCCUCCUACUGUGAGAAGCACCUCAAGCCUCACUUUGAGUCAGCCACUUUUAAAAGGCACAAGCUGGUGGAUGAAAUCGGCCACCUGGACAGGCAGAUCUGUCCCCAGCAUCAGAAGGGUCUGGAGCUGUUCUGUCGCACUGACCAGAUGUGUAUCUGUGUGCUGUGUACGGUGAAAGAACACAAAGGUCACGACAUGGUUUCUGCUGAGCAGGAGAGGGCUGAGGAGCAGCAACGGCUGGGUGCCACCCAGGCUGAGAUCCAGGAGAAGAUUCAUGACCGGCUCAAGCAGAUGGAGGAACUAAAACAAGCAGUGGACUCGCUCAAGAACUCAGCUCAGAGAGCGCUGCAGGAAUGUGAGAAGAUGUUUGGCGACAUGAUGCGCUCCAUUGAGAGGAUGCAGCAGGAAAUGGCUAAGCUGAUCUCCUCCAACAAGAGAGCGGCACUCAACAACGCAGAGGGCCACAUGGAGCGUCUGAGCCAUGAGAUCGCUGACCUGAAGAGGAGAGACAACGAGAUCACCCAGCUGUCCCGCACUGAAGACCACAUCCACUUCAUCCAGAGCUACCACAUGCUGAUAGCUCAGACAGAGGCUGAGGAGCUGCCUACAGUGAGCGUCAACCCCUACUUCACCUUCGGCCCAGUGACUAAGGCCGUCUCUGAGAUGAAACAGCACUUGAAUGAAUUCAGCAAUGAUGAACUGGUUAAGGUAGCCAAGGCAGUCAACAAAAUGACCUUCUGUCAACUGGAUGAAUCCAAAAAGAGACGGUCAAUAAGAAAGGAUGAAGCUGCCAUGUACAAAUCUGUACCAGUCCAGGAACCUCAGUACAGGGAGGAUUUCCUGAAAUAUGCUUGUCAACUCACUCUGGACCCAAACACAGCCUACAGACAACUCUACUUGUCUCGAGGUAACAGGAAAGCUUCCCUCAAGAGAGACCCCCAGUCCUACGGUGACAACCCCGCCAGGUUUGACUCCCUGCCCCAAGUCCUGUGUAAGGAGCCCCUCUCUGGAGGCGCCUACUACUGGGAGGUUGACUGGAGCGGGGAGGGGGCUGCCAUCGGUGUCACCUACAAAGGCAUCAAGAGGACCGGCUAUGGAGACAGUUGCCGCAUCGGCUACAACCGCAAGUCUUGGAGCCUCUUCUGCUCUGAUUCUAGCUACUCAGCCCGCCACAACAAGGACCAAAUAGAUAUCAACCUGCCCUAUUCCUCCCGUAUAGGGGUGUUCCUAGACCAAGCUGGGGGUACCCUCUCUUUCUACACUGUAGGGGACACCAUGUCUCUCAUCCACCGCUUUAAAGCAUCUUUUAGUGAAGCCGUCUAUCCUGGCUUCUGGGUUUGGUAUGAGUCGGCCAUCACCAUCAUCCAGCUGUAAAAUAGCUCACUUCCAAUAAUCAAUGUACAACAGUGAUUCAGUUUUGGUAUGGAUAUACUGAAUAAAACUAUUAUUACUCCGUGAUGAUAUGUUAUAUUCUAUUCUUUUACAAGAUUGGAGAUGUUCUUUUUUUUAGACUAUACAAUAUGUGUUGAGUAUCAGGGGACCUGUUUUUGAUGACUGCGAAUGUUCUACAAAUCAACUUGUUUUAUACAAGCUCAGGUGUGUAAAGUGAAUGAGCAUUUAAAUUAUUUAAAGUAAUGAAGUCUGUACUUGAUUGAAAUAUGUCAUUUG